Messenger RNA from Ochotona curzoniae (black-lipped pika), 1328 nucleotides. It is a transcript of the gene MVB12B, whose product is annotated as multivesicular body subunit 12B. Lineage: Eukaryota; Metazoa; Chordata; Mammalia; Lagomorpha; Ochotonidae. The record is from RefSeq and is a predicted model, not a curated record. Gene Ontology annotation, biological process: regulation of epidermal growth factor receptor signaling pathway; virus maturation; viral budding. The transcript is spliced from 10 exons. Gene Ontology annotation, cellular component: late endosome; ESCRT I complex. Bases 56 to 1015 code for a protein of 319 amino acids.
CGCCGGCUCCAGCCGACUGGGCCCCGGGCCCGUCCCCUCCCGCGCCGCCCGGGCGAUGAGAAGCUGCUUCUGCGUGAGACGGAGCCGGGACCCGCCGCCGCCACUGCCGCCGCCGCAGCCGCCCCAGCGGGGAACAGACCAGUCCACCAUGCCUGAAGUGAAAGACCUUUCAGAAGCCUUGCCAGAGACUUCCUUGGACCCCCUCACGGGGGUCGGGGUGGUAGCUUCACGGAACCGUGCCCCCACAGGCUACGACGUGGUCGCACAGACAGCAGAUGGUGUGGACGCUGACCUCUGGAAAGAUGGCCUGUUUAAAUCCAAGGUCACCAGGUACCUGUGCUUCACCAGAUCGUUUUCCAAAGAAAAUAGCCAUUUGGGGAACGUGUUAGUGGAUAUGAAGCUGAUUGACAUCAAGGACACACUGCCUGUGGGCUUCAUCCCAAUUCAGGAGACAGUGGACACACAGGAAGUGGCUUUCCGAAAGAAGAGGCUGUGUAUCAAGUUUAUCCCCCGGGAUUCAACGGAAGCUGCCAUCUGUGACAUUCGCAUCAUGGGCCGGACCAAGCAGGCCCCUCCUCAGUACACGUUCAUCGGGGAACUGAACAGCAUGGGGAUUUGGUAUCGGAUGGGCAGAGUACCAAGAAACCACGAUGCGUCUCAAACCACCACGCCUUCCCCGUCAUCUGCUGCUUCCACCCCAGCCCCCAACUUGCCCAGGCACAUCUCCCUAACGCUGCCUGCCACCUUCCGCGGCAGGAACAGUACCCGGACGGACUAUGAGUACCAGCACUCCAAUUUGUAUGCCAUAUCAGCAAUGGAUGGUGUGCCUUUCAUGAUAUCUGAGAAGUUUUCUUGUGUUCCAGAAAGUAUGCAGCCCUUUGACCUCCUGGGAAUCACCAUCAAGUCUUUGGCAGAAAUUGAGAAAGAGUACGAGUACAGCUUCCGCACGGAGCAGAGUGCCGCAGCCAGGCUCCCGCCCAGCCCCACCCGGUGCCAGCAGGUGCCGCAGUCCUGAGCCGCACCGGGAGAAGACGCGCCUCCAGAGACACUACUGACCCCGUCCCUCCUUCCCUGCCUGGGGGGCCGGAGACCCUGGGCAGUCACGAGGUCACCUCGUGGCCUCAGCUUGCCUGCUGUGACACCUGGCCUCCCGGGGCCUCACCCACAACCGCAACUAACCUGUGUGCUGUAGCGACCGGCGCUGCUGACCGUACGGGCGACCACCAGCUCCUCGAAGAAGCCUUUCCCGCUCGGGCACACAACAGCCCCGGGCAGGUGCUCAGGCCGCCCAGCGAUGCCAGCCAGCCGGCUCCUCCUCCCCCUGACUG